AUGGGUAUCUUCUCUACUUUCCUUGAUACGUUCUGCGAGCAUUGCUCCAGCCAGUCCAUCUACACCUUGGCUGCAGUCGGUAGUCUGUCCUUUAUCGCGCUGUCCGUCGUUGUCAAUGUCUUGCGCCAGUUGCUCUUCAAGAACCCCCAUGAACCCCCCGUUGUUUUCCACUGGUUUCCUUUCAUCGGAAGCACCGUCACUUAUGGAAUUGAGCCCUACAAGUUCUUCGAUACUUGCCGCGCAAAGUAUGGUGACAUUUUCACCUUUGUACUCCUCGGCAAGAAGACCACUGUUUACUUAGGCACCAAGGGAAAUGAAUUCAUUAUGAAUGGCAAGCUCCGCGAUGUUUGCGCCGAAGAGGUUUAUUCGCCACUGACGACUCCUGUCUUUGGCCGCAAUGUGGUCUAUGACUGCCCUAACUCCAAACUCAUGGAGCAGAAGAAGUUUGUGAAGUUCGGCUUAACCUCCGAAGCUCUUCGAUCCUACGUUCACCUGAUCACCGAAGAAGUCGAUGCUUUCGUCAAGAAAUCACCGGCAUUCCAGGAUUCUAAGGGCAGCUUUGACGUUUCCAAGAUCAUCUCCGAAAUCACCAUCUACACCGCUUCGCGGUCUCUCCAGGGCAAGGAAGUGCGUGACCGCUUUGACUCUACCUUUGCCGACAUGUAUCACGAUCUCGACAUGGGUUUCGCUCCGAUCAACUUUAUGCUGCCUUGGGCCCCGCUUCCCCAUAACCGCAAACGUGAUGCUGCACAGAAGAAGAUGACCGAGACAUACAUGCAAAUCAUCCGUGAGCGCCGUGAGGCUGGUGGUAAGAAGACCGAGGAGGACAUGGUCUGGAACCUCAUGUCUUGUGUUUACAAGAACGGUACCCCGGUUCCCGACGAGGAAGUGGCACACAUGAUGAUCGCACUGCUAAUGGCUGGACAACACUCCUCAUCUUCUACCGCCGCCUGGAUUGUUCUGCGUCUGGCAACUUGCCCUGAACUCAUGGAUGAGCUUUACCAAGAACAGAUUCGAGUCCUUGGCGAGGAUAUGCCUGCUAUCACCUACGAGACUCUCCAGAAGUUGGACCUUCACUCCAAGGUUAUCAAGGAAACCCUGCGCAUUCAUGCCCCUAUUCACUCUAUCAUUCGUGCUGUCAAGAAUCCCAUGCCUGUGGAAGGAACACCCUAUGUGAUUCCCACUACCCACAACGUUCUCUCUUCUCCUGGUGUCACCGCGAGAUCGGAAGAGUUCUUCCCCGAGCCUUUGAAAUGGAACCCCCACCGCUGGGAUGAGGACACCACGCCUAAAGACGACGAUGAGGAGCAGAUCGACUACGGGUACGGUAUGGUCAGUAAGGGUACUAACAGCCCCUACCUUCCAUUCGGCGCCGGUCGUCACCGUUGCAUCGGUGAACAGUUUGCCUACGUGCAAUUGGGUGCCAUUCUGGCAGCCCUGGUGCGUCAUUUCAAGUUCUCCAAUCCUGCCGAUCGUGUCGGCAUCCCGGGUACUGAUUACUCGUCCCUGUUCUCGAAACCCUUGGGCAAGUCAUAUGUGCAAUAUGAGAAGCGUGGAACCAAAGAAUAG
Molecule: messenger RNA, 1569 nt
Organism: Penicillium odoratum
Lineage: Eukaryota; Fungi; Ascomycota; Eurotiomycetes; Eurotiales; Aspergillaceae
Product: cytochrome P450
Exons: 4
Coding region: 1-1569 (522 amino acids)
Biological process (GO): ergosterol biosynthetic process
Molecular function (GO): monooxygenase activity; heme binding; iron ion binding
Source: RefSeq, a predicted model, not a curated record